Molecule: messenger RNA, 309 nt
Organism: Staurois parvus
Lineage: Eukaryota; Metazoa; Chordata; Amphibia; Anura; Ranidae
Source: the annotation of a GenBank genome assembly
UGUUUGAUCCUGACUUCUCUGAUCCUCCCCUUCUUCCAGUGCCCCCCACUUAUCUUCUGAUAAGACAUAUCGUGUGGAGUCACUCUGCACAUGCACAGUUUGGUGUGUAUUGCUAGAAUAGUGCAUGUGAUCAGCACAGGGCCAAUCAGCACUGUCCAGACAGAGGGUCAGGUGUUCUGCAUCAUCCUAGAGCAGAAUGAAAACUUCUCCUACAAAAUUUAACCAGCGCUCUACUGAAAACUGAUAGAAAUCACAAGAUUGUUCUAACUUCUGAUGAGAAAAGGUAUUUAGCAGUUUUUUAUUUACUAA